Molecule: messenger RNA, 876 nt
Organism: Chaetomium fimeti
Lineage: Eukaryota; Fungi; Ascomycota; Sordariomycetes; Sordariales; Chaetomiaceae
Product: coatomer epsilon subunit-domain-containing protein
Exons: 4
Coding region: 1-876 (291 amino acids)
Biological process (GO): endoplasmic reticulum to Golgi vesicle-mediated transport; retrograde vesicle-mediated transport, Golgi to endoplasmic reticulum; intra-Golgi vesicle-mediated transport
Cellular component (GO): COPI vesicle coat
Molecular function (GO): structural molecule activity; protein binding
Source: RefSeq, a predicted model, not a curated record
AUGGACCCCUACUCCGCCGAAGGCGAACUCAUCAACAUCCACAACCACUUCCACCAGGGCCAGUACCAGGAAGUGGUCGACUUCGACGUCGGCUCGCUGUCGGCCGAGAACGCGCUGCCGGCGCGGGUGCUGCAGCUGCGGGCGCGCGUGGCUCUGGGCCAGGCCGCCGACGUCCUCGCCGACGUCAAGGGCGCCGCCGAGCCCGAGCUGCAGGCCGUCGGCGCCCUGGCCGAGCUCGCCCUGGGCAACGCCGACGCCGCCGUCGCCGCCGUCGAGGCCCUCGCCCCCGACAACGCGACCGUCCAGGUCCUGGGCGGCACCGUGCUGCAGGCGGCGGGCAAGACCGAGGAGGCGCUCGCGCUGUUGGGGCAGCAUCAGGGGAGCUUGGACGCCGUUGCGCUUAUUGUGCAGAUUCACCUGCAGCAGAACAGGAAUGAUCUCGCCGUCAAGGAGGUCGCUGCCGCCCGGCGGUGGGCGCAGGAUAGCCUGCUGGUGAACCUGGCCGAGUCGUGGGUUGGCUUGAGGCUGGGCGGUGAGAAAUACCAACAAGCGUUUUACGUUUUCGAGGAGCUGGCACAGGCGCCCGCGACGUCAUCAGUACGGACCUUGGUUUCACAGGCCGUCGCCGAACUGCACCUCGGCCGCGCGGAGGAGGCGCAGGCUGCGCUGGAUCAGGCGCUGAAGAAGGAGCCCGACCACGCCGAGGCCAUUGCCAACCUGUUGGUUCUGACCGUAAUCACUGGGAAAAGCGCCGAGGAAUUGACGAGUUCUCUCCAAAAGGCCGAUGCUGAGCACCCGCUCUUGGUGGACUUGGCGGAAAAGAGCGAGUUGUUUGAUAAAGCCGCUACAAAGUACAAGGCCAAGGUGGCGGCAUAG